CACUAGGUCAGCGUCAUGCUAGGCCUCGUUUGACACCUUGGAAAAUUAGUUGCGUUUUAUCGCCUUAUUUUGCAAUUUUUCCGUGAAGUGUGUAUAUUAUCGUGAUCCUCACAGCCGUAAAAUGUACAGCAAACUCAGUGAUACUGGUGAUACAUUGUGAAAAUCGAGAAAUUAAAUGUGUUCAUACAGGGUGGUAUCUCAGCUGUCAAACCACCGUGACGGCCGAAAAAUGUUUCAGGAUUAGGAAAAUAUUUGGUUCUUCAAGGAAAAAUAAAAUAAAGCAAUAAAACGCAACUAUUUUUCAGUAUGUCAUUUCUCGCUUCUGACGUCAUCAAACCAAGAUGGCCGCCCUAGAGAUAGCAGAACCUUAAAAAUGUAGGUGGCACUGACUAGAAUAUAACAGUGUGCACCACACCGUAUGGUCCUGAGGUUUUCAUUAUAUUGCGAGAUUAUACGUGAUUUUAACAGAUGCUAUUAGUUCCGAUCUAUAAUAGAUAUCGCCAACUUAAAGGACAAUACUGUGAACAUUACCUAACGAGUUCUUCGUAGAAAUCACGAUCAUGGCAGAAAUAUUCGAAGAAGGUCAAUUUAGCGACGCUGAAGAGGAAGAAGUAACUUGCGAUGACCCUUUUUUCAGGAAGACCCAAGUUUACAAAACAGCCACGAAUGAAGGAAAAUCUGCCUCUUUCUCAAGUCCCAUGACGAGUCUCGUGGAGGUGGCAACUAAAUUGAAAAUUGUGAACAGUGAAGAUGAUCUCUGUGAAAGUGACAUUGAGAGUGACACUCACUGCGAUUGGGACGAGGACAAUAUGCGUGGGAAUACUGUCGUGAAGACAAAUGCACAAACUGCCAAUAAUCGACACGUGUCCAGCAAAGUCGCGAAUUACCAGCCUAUGAAUAAGUUGCUGCGCCGUUACGCAGAUAAGAUCAAUAUGGAGAAAUACGAGGGUCCUUCAUUGUCUAAUUAUGUAGUAAACGUAUUGAUAGAGAACAAUAAACGUACCGAGAAGGGUCGCAUAAGAACGAAGGACAAGCAGGAUCGCGCGACGGUCGAGCAAGUGUUGGACACUCGCACAAAAAUGAUUCUGUUCAAGCUGUUGAACAAGGGACUGAUAGCGAGGAUAGACGGUUGCAUUUCGACUGGGAAAGAGGCCAAUGUGUAUUACGCGCUCUCAGCAACGGGGACGGAGGUUGCCAUCAAAAUAUACAAGACGUCCAUUUUACAAUUUCGAGAUCGCGACAAGUAUGUGAACGGUGAAUUCCGUUUCCGUCACGGCUACUCCAAGCACAAUCCGCGUAAAAUGGUGCGAACUUGGGCGGAAAAGGAGAUGCGGAAUUUGGUGCGUCUACAACAAGCUGGCAUAAGCGCACCCAAGCCGAUUUUAUUGCGCAGCCACGUAUUACUGAUGGAUUUUAUCGGUGCGAAAGGCUGGGCGUCACCGAAACUGAAGGACGUCGUACUGACCGCCUCGAAGUUGACUAUGCUGUAUCGUGAAUGCAUAGAGAUGAUGUGGAAGAUGUAUAAUAAAUGUAGGCUCGUUCACGCCGAUCUGAGCGAGUACAAUAUGUUAUAUCACAAUGGUUCACUGGUAAUCAUCGAUGUCUCACAGUCUGUGGAGCACGAUCAUCCUAUGGCGUUAGAGUUCCUCAGAAAGGACUGUACUAAUAUCACAGAAUUCUUCAAAAAGCAUAAUGUAGCUGUUAUGACGGUCAAAGAGUUAUUUGACUUCAUAACAGAUCCAACCAUAAACGAGAAUAAUAUGGAUGAAUAUCUGGACGUGAUGGACGAAAAGAAGAAGCAGAAAGCGGAUCAAGAGAGCGAUUUUGAGGAGCAAGUCUUUAAACAAGCUUAUAUCCCGCAAUCAUUAGUUCAGGUGAUCGAUUUUGAACGCGAUAUCAAUCUCGCGAAGUCUGGCAAGGAAAAUUUGAUUUACAAGACAUUGAUCGGUUUAAAAACGGAUUUAUCCAAGCCUGCGGAAAUACCAGAGAUUCUUGCUGCUAGACAAUGUAAGGAUGAUGACAAUGACACAGAAGAAGACUACGAUGAUAGUGAGAGUGAUAAUGGAAAUGACAGUGAUGAAGUAGAUGAUAAACAUAAGAAUGUGGGCACAUCAAUAAAUAUAGUUAGACGCAAAGACGAGAGUCCAGAAAGUAAAAAAGCGCGCAAGAAAGCAGUCAAAGAAGAACAAGCAAAGAAAAGAAAGAACAAAAUAAAAAAGCACGUGAAGAAACGUAAAACAAAAAAAAUUAAAUAGAUUUUUGUAAAUAUUAAAAGAAGUACAAAAGAAUUUUAUAACACGAAUAUUUAAUAAUGUUCAAGCGAGAUUUGGUUGUACCGUGUGUAAAAUAUAUCUCUUUUUUCAUUAA
Molecule: messenger RNA, 2367 nt
Organism: Odontomachus brunneus
Lineage: Eukaryota; Metazoa; Arthropoda; Insecta; Hymenoptera; Formicidae
Gene: RIOK1
Product: serine/threonine-protein kinase RIO1
Exons: 8
Coding region: 561-2255 (564 amino acids)
Biological process (GO): maturation of SSU-rRNA
Cellular component (GO): cytosol; preribosome, small subunit precursor
Molecular function (GO): protein serine/threonine kinase activity; ATP binding
Source: RefSeq, a predicted model, not a curated record